AUGAGACCCCAGUCCAAACGACAUGUUCCCCUCACAUCAACCGCAGCCGCUAUGCACCCCAUUUCUCACGCGCCGGUAUAUCCCGAUGAGAAUCAUCCCUUCGGCGCCCAGCGCCUAGUCGAUUGCUCGACUGUCCGCCACAUCAUGCCUCUCCUCUCUAGGCGCCAACCGCAAACCAGCCGCUUGGCAUAUGCCCCCUUGUCUAGACACGGAAAAAGAAACAUCAUAUAUGAUAGAAUUUCCCCGCCCAUCUCGUUCGAAGCCACUCCCAGGCCCUGGGCUCGAAGUACAGGUCAGCCGGAUCUUGGUCACUCCGUGUCAAGUCGGUCCAACAAGGAACAUUUGAAUCCCUCCCCGAUGUUCCAGGAUCACCCGUUUGACACUCUGUCCGGAUUUUGUCAGUGUUCAGAGGUCAAGCUGAGGAUUGAAGAUUCAAGCACUAGUAAUGCACCUCCAUUAGCGCUCGGCCGGUCAGGCAAAGCACCAAACGCCCCGGUUCGACUCGGUGACGGCGCUGCCUGGCCUCACUCGAUACUUUUACUAGGGGCGGCCCGGCCCUGUAGUUCCGCCAUAGCACUGGGUAAGCACACCAGCGGCACGGGAUUUCUAGCCCAAUCUGGAUUUCAGAUGGUCACGUUUGCCCAUGGGCCCAUCGCAGAGGUGCAAUCGCAUGCAGGCCGCGACGACGUGCAGCAGAGCAUUCUCACUCUAGAAGGGAUCUUCGGUACGCCUGUUCGUGCUGUCGCUUUCUAUGCAGGGCAUCCAAUCCCAUGGCUCGCUCAACCACAGGUACACAUGGCGAAUAGCACGUCUAUCUCCAUUCCCGACUUCGAAAUUGACGAGUGUGGUGGGUAUAUGGUGAUCAUUGCUAAUGCCUGGGCUGCAUGCAAAGGCAAAACUCGUGUUGCUCAACAUUCGACGACAAUGACACAUCGGCAAUACAGCACUCACCCUAUUGUGGACUUGCACUGUAUCCACGGUAAGACCGCGGCUAAGGGGAAACAACCUGAUCUGAUCUCCCGGCUUGUUCGGCUACAAAUCAUUGCCAUGACUUGUUUUCCCCCGCUCCCUUUGUCCCGACUCCCGACUAAAUUCCGCGAUUAUGCUCCGAUUUCAGUUCGGAUGGAUGGAGUGGGACUGCGUUCGGUGUGGGUUGAGGCUAUUCGGGAGAGGGAGUGGGAUUCAAGGCUGGCUUGGAUUUACAGCAAUCUGUUUGUCGUGGUCAUCCUUCAGCUAAACUAUCUCUGGCCUACGCCUGUAGCACGAGAUGAUGAUGCUAACAUGGAGUACUGCACCGAGAAACAGAAAUCAGCACUUGACAUAAUUGAAGAGAUAGGGAAAAGCAAAAAAGAGUUCACCACCGGUGUGGCUACAUCUCUUGGUGCUCAUGCUGGGAUUCGAACUCGGGUACUCGUAUGCGCUAAGCCUGUCGUCGACCAGUUUGACCUGACCCGUCGACCUAGACGGGCGCCUGCUGGCUGGUGA
Colletotrichum lupini is the source of this 1485-nucleotide messenger RNA. RefSeq lists its product as uncharacterized. The transcript is spliced from 13 exons. The record is from RefSeq and is a predicted model, not a curated record. Bases 1 to 1485 code for a protein of 494 amino acids. Lineage: Eukaryota; Fungi; Ascomycota; Sordariomycetes; Glomerellales; Glomerellaceae.